Messenger RNA from Vavraia culicis subsp. floridensis, 585 nucleotides. RefSeq lists its product as uncharacterized. The transcript has a single exon. NCBI's taxonomy places the organism in Eukaryota, Fungi, Microsporidia, Pleistophoridae. The record is from RefSeq and is a predicted model, not a curated record. Bases 1 to 585 code for a protein of 194 amino acids.
AUGGACAGAAAGAGCAAAAAUGAAAAGGAACAAAAGUUACUAAGUCAAAUCAACUCGAAAAUGAUGUUAGAAAGAGCAAUAUACAUAAGUGAUCUCAGUUUAACAAAAGUUAAGACGUAUAACACAGAAAUGGACAUCGAUGAUUUUCUUGAGAAACCAACACUGCCUGACAAUUACGAGAACCAUCUCUAUCUCUUUAUACAGUAUUGCAAGUGGUACUAUGUAUUCAACGACAAGGAUGUCAAGAAGCUGCCACCGCAGAGAAUGUAUCCGAUGAGCCUCUGUGAUACAAUAGAUAUGGUACUUGACGUGAAACAGCUUCAUAAGCAAGUGAUCAUUCUAUCAGAAAAAUAUGACGUAGGUUUUAUAUAUAUGAAGGUAAAAUAUUUCAGCAGUGAUUAUUUUGAGCUUAUAAUUGAAAAUGUCGGGUAUACAAUUUUAAAUAGGAAAAGAAACAUGAAUAGUGAAACGUUCAUGAUAAAACUAGACAGACCUGUAAAAUAUAUAGAUUAUCUUUUUAGGGGUAAUGGAAUAAAUCGUCGUCUAAGAUCCAUAUAUUAUCGAGAACAUCAAAAUAAGAAUUAA